CACCGACCUUGACUUCGAAACUCGCGCAGUAGCUUCCCCUCGUCUUCGAUUGCCAAUGCCUCGGGGGGCGGAGGCGAACCCACUCCUCCCUCCCUCGUUUUCCUCUUCCCCAUAGCGACUACCAACCACAUUGCCGCUCUUCCGUCCCUCCCCGGAGCCCUAGCCGCCGUCUCCCGCUGCAGCACCGGUCUAGGUAUCGUAUAAGGUAAGCCUUUUACUCCCUUUCUUUUGUCAAUGUUUUGCAGCGCUGAAAGCCGAUCUUUAUAUCGGUAUCCCGGUUUUGUUCCCCGGCCGAUCCCGACGCGGAUCUGCGGAUCUUUCAGGCCCCUGGUUGGCCGCUGCGAAUUACAACAGUAAAGUUGAGUGUUUGACUUCAAGCCUAAGCAGAUGACUAAGCAAAGGUAUUGUCACAUGAGGGAAUAAGGAUGGCAUUCAUUUAUAACUAUCACAUGUUGAUUAUCGUCCUCUCUUUGGCAUCAACUUUAUUACUUGUGUCUUGUGGAGAAGAUGAUUAUUUCCACUGUGAAAGUGUUGUCAGAAAUUGGGUAGAAUAUUCAAGUGAAGAUAAAACAAAAGAAGGCGAGUUAACACUAAAGGAUUUGCUGUUUUUUCUGCAUGUUCCAAGAACUGGUGGACGGACAUACUUCCAUUGCUUUUUGAGAAAGCUUUAUACAAGUGGUCAGGAAUGCCCUCGUUCCUAUGAUAAAUUACAUUUUGAUCCAAGGAAACCAAAUUGCAGUUUGAUGGUUACUCAUGAUGACUAUAGUUUGCUGUCCAAACUGCCUAAGGAUAGGACCUCAGUUGUAACAAUCUUUAGGGAUCCAGUUGAUCGUGUGUUCAGCACAUAUGAGUUUUCUGUGGAAGUCGCAGCUAGAUUUCUUGGUCAUCCAAAUUUAACUUCAGCAACCAAGAUGUCUGGACAAAUACACCGCAAGUCUCGUGGUGUCAGUACAUUGGAUAUAUGGCCAUGGAAAUAUCUAGUUCCUUGGAUGAGACAGGACUUGUUUGCCCGGCAAAAUGGUGUACAGAGGGAUACUAGAGAACUUGGGAGACCUAGAAAGAUAAAAGAAAUCACCAAUCCCUAUGACGUGGAAGAGAUUGUCAUGCCCCUACAUGAGUUCAUUAAUGAUCCCAUGGCUCAUGAGAUCAUUCACAACGGAGCAACUUUUCAAGUAGCAGGACUAACGAACAACUCAUGUAAGGUAGAUUCACAUGAUGUGCGUAAUUGUGUACAGAAACACCCAGAACUUGGCCAUUUUGUACUUGAAGUUGCAAAGCGUAGGUUGAAUCAUAUGCUAUAUGUUGGCCUCACUGAAGAGCACAAGAAAUCUGCCACCUUGUUUGCUAAAUUGGUUGGAGCACAAGUUCUCUCCCAGUCAGAAGCCUUGAACUCUGAUUUCAAGCAGGCAAUAUCCAACAAAACUGGACCAACUUCUUUUCCAGAUCCCAAAGCUAAGGGGUCAAACCAGUUUGAGGGUAGCACCAACAUUAGAAAAGACAGUGAAGUUCCUUCUCCAACACAUUUUGAACUGACAAGAGAAAAUAUGUCGGUUGGAACGUUGAUGGAGAUCUAUGAAUCAUGCAUUUCUACUUUACGAAAAUCUCAAGCAUCUCGCCGUACUAUGUCUCUGAAAAGGGUUGCUCCUGUAAACUUCUCAAAGCAGGCACGCGUUUCUGUUCCUAUGACGGUUCUGCAGCAAAUCCAACAUCUGAACAAUCUUGAUGUGGAACUUUACAAACAUGCUCAAAAUAUAUUCAUGCUGCAGCAAAAACAUCUCAUGCAAAAUGCUGAAGACAUUUUUGUUCAACCAGAUGGAGACCUGAUGGCUGAAGUGGAACCGCAGAAGGCUGCUUCUGGCAGCUUCUACAGAUGUUUACCAUGGAGGCUCUUCUUAGCCAUUGCGUUGCUCAUGAUUAUCGUUCUUAUCGUGCUGGCCACAACUACAAGCAGAAGAACCGAAAAACUUAAGAUAUAGUGAUAGAGAAUGACAACUGCAUAACCUUGUUCAUGUUGACACUAAUAGCUGGGUGGAAAGGUUUUGUGGGUUAGGAGAUGACACAACAAAGGCCAGAUUGGUGAGGAUUUAUGCUUACGGAGUGGCAGAACCACACAACUCCUGCAGCAGAAAUUUAGAGAAGCAUGCAGUGUAAUGACAGGAUUUAACAUUAUUUUGUGCUGCAGGCAGCUUGUUUGCCAGCAGCCUUGUGUGAGAUUUUGUUCAAGACAUAUGAAUACUUAGAACAAUGUUGCUCAUGUCAACAUCAAGUUCAACACAUAAAUGGUGAUGACCAUGGUGUAGCCUGUGUUCCUCAAAUACUUGCAGAAAGGUCAGUGUUUGUUUGUGGACACAUUUUUAAUGAUCAUGGAAUACUUGCAACUCA
Musa acuminata subsp. malaccensis (wild Malaysian banana) is the source of this 2382-nucleotide messenger RNA. Lineage: Eukaryota; Viridiplantae; Streptophyta; Magnoliopsida; Zingiberales; Musaceae. The record is from RefSeq and is a predicted model, not a curated record.